This is a messenger RNA of Radiomyces spectabilis, 2121 nucleotides long. RefSeq lists its product as uncharacterized. Bases 1 to 2121 code for a protein of 706 amino acids. The record is from RefSeq and is a predicted model, not a curated record. Gene Ontology annotation, cellular component: nucleus. Gene Ontology annotation, molecular function: RNA polymerase II CTD heptapeptide repeat phosphatase activity. Lineage: Eukaryota; Fungi; Mucoromycota; Mucoromycetes; Mucorales; Radiomycetaceae. The transcript is spliced from 11 exons.
AUGGAAGAUUGCUCCCACGAAGUACAGUUCAACGGUCUUUGCGCCCUUUGUGGCACUAUUCUUACACAUGACGAGGAAGAAUCGGCUAAUAUCUGCAUGUCUCACGAUAAACUCGGCGUGACGGUGUCUCGAAAGGAAGCGGAACGAUUGGAUGAAGAAAAUAUCGCGCAAUUGACAAAAUCUAAAAAGCUAUCGCUGAUUGUCGACUUGGAUCAAACCGUGGUUCACGCCGCUUGGGAUCCCACCGUGGGGGAAUGGUUAAACGAUGAACAUAAUAUCAAUCACAAGGCCAUGGAGAAUAUCCAUCAAUUUGUACUGCCUGGAAGCAGUCGCGUUUAUUACAUCAAACUAAGACCUGGAUUGUCGGAGUUUCUGGCGGAAAUUUCAAAGUUGUACGAUAUGCACAUCUACACCAUGGGCACCCGUCAUUAUGCCGAGGCCGUCGUUCAAAAGAUCGAUCCUGAAGGCAAAUUCUUUGGCGAACGCAUUAUCUCGCGUAACGAAAACGGAAGUGCCAUUCACAAGAAUCUAGAACGUCUGUUUCCUUGCGAUCAGAGCAUGGUCGUCAUUCUCGACGAUAGAGCCGACGUGUGGAAUUUCUCUCCCAAUCUCAUCAAGAUUAAGCCAUAUGAAUUCUUUGUCGGUAUUGGUGAUAUCAAUUCCCCAUUUGCACCAAAAAAGGAAUUUGAAACGGUGCCGCAGUUAGUGGCUGUGCCUCAAAAGACACCCAUCCUGCCACCCACCAAACCUGCAACCGAGAAGCCGGUCUUAUCAGCAAAAGACAAAGAUUCUGCUACAAUUCUCAAAGAGGAAAUCGAUACUGAAAAGAUGACGAAAAAUAAGACAACGCCACAAGAUACCAAGUUUGCCCAGUCACCGCCGCCGCCAUCUACUGAAGGAGCGGCCCCUGAAACCCUGCCAACGUCGGCGGCCCUGCCGCCAGUGGAUGGUCAAGUAUUAUCGGACGAGCAAGAACAGAAACAACUGGUCGAAGGACAAAAGAUGCAAGAACAAGAAGACAAGAAAGAAGAUACCAAGUCCGAAGAAGAAUCGGAGGAAGAAGAGUCGGUCCAGGGACCAAGCUUGGAAGAACAAGAACGUGUUCAGGAUGCUAUGGCGCAGGAACAGCAAGAGUUACGACCCUUGGCUCAAAAACAGAACGAAUUGUCUUCCAAAACGGAUAAACCCUUGCUUGUAGAUGACGACAAGGAAUUAUAUCGUAUGACAGAGAUCUUAAAAAGAAUCCAUCGGGAUUUCUAUACCACCAAAGACUCGUCCGACAAAAAGAUUGAUGUUGUGGAAAUUAUCCAAAAUAUCAGGAAAAAGGUGCUGAAGGAUGUUAACAUUGUCUUUUCCGGUUUGAUUCCCUUACAGCAGCAUCCUACUCAUUUCUGGAUGUGGCAAUUGGCCGAGAUGUUUGGAGCAAUAUGCUCCUUUGACCUGACCGGCCGGGUCACCCACCUUGUCGCUGCAAAGGAUGGAACCUCCAAAGUGCAUAUGGCACGAAGGGCAUCGAAACCGCCUUACAUUGUGACGUCGGAUUGGUUGAUUGAUUCGACCGUGCAUUGGAAAUUGCAAGAUGAAAGCAAAUACGCGUUACCGAUGAGCGGGCCCAUGCAUGAAACUGAGGGUGAGAUUGAAAAUCCCGAAUCCACUCCCUUAGAUCUUGAAGACGAUACUUUUGAGGACCCAAAACUAAAAUUUGUCAAGGACGUCGACUGGGACGAAGCCGACAAAGAGGUAGAUGAGUGUUUGGACGACGACGAAACGGAUAAAAGCUAUGUAUCGGAAACCGACAUGCAACCUAAUGAUCGCGGCGGCACGGAAGGGGAGGAAGACGAUGGAGACAAUAAAAGCACGAAUGCCGAUACUGAGGAUGAUCAAUGGAAAGAUUUUGAAGAUGAAAUUGCCAACGAAUUGAUGGAUGAACUUGAUGAUCUCGAUAAUCUCGAUAAUUCACAAUCAUACCAAUCCGGCGCCGACGAAGAUUCCGACUUGGAUUUUGAUAAAGAUGAUGCAUCACGUAAGCGGCCGCGGGUUUCUGACGACGAAAGUGGGAUGGAUCAAGACGAUCUGGACAUCUCGGAAGAUCAACGACCUUCCAAAUCAAGUCGUGUAUAA